This is a messenger RNA of Pogona vitticeps (central bearded dragon), 998 nucleotides long. The record is from RefSeq and is a predicted model, not a curated record. NCBI's taxonomy places the organism in Eukaryota, Metazoa, Chordata, Lepidosauria, Squamata, Agamidae.
UACACUGCAAAACGAAAAAGAAGCACAAGAUACAGAAGAGAUUCCUUUCAUUGCCAAGAUUUUUCUGAACAGAGAGAGAGAUGGGUUCUUCUUUUCUUCAGGCUAACAGCUUGGCUUUGUGGCUUUUUUCUCUCUUUGCCCUUUUCACCUUCACAGAAGGUGAGAAAUUACUAGUUAUACCUCAGGAUGGAAGUCACUGGCUCAGCAUGCGAGCUGUUGUGCAGAAGCUCAGUGAAAAAGGUCACGAGAUUGUGGUGGUGGCACCCGAAGUGAAUCUGCUUUUAAAAGGAGAAAAGUAUUACAAGCGGAAAACAUAUCCUGUCUCAUACACGCAGGCAGAUCUUGACAUUGGAUUUCAGAAGUUCUCUAGAAACCUCUUCAAGAAGGUUUCUUUUCCUUUUACAAUUUUUCAGGAGUACUGGAACAAUAUGUAUAUUAUAAACCUGUUUUUUGAGAAUUGUGAGAGCCUGCUGAAGAACAGGGAAAUCAUUAAGUACCUGGAGGAGGCUCAUUUUGAUGCCCUUUUCACAGACCCAGCUUUGCCCUGUGGAGUCAUCUUAGCUGAAUACCUCUUCAUCCCUUCUGUGUAUUUCUUUCGAGGAUUCCCAUGCAGUUUAGAGCAUGCAAUCUGUAAGUCUCCAAAUCCUGUUUCCUAUAUUCCAAGAUGUUAUACUGUGCACACGGACCGAAUGUCUUUCGUCCAACGUGCGAUUAAUCUGUUUGCUAAUUCUUUCGAGACAACGCUUUUCAAGACACUAUAUAAUAAGUAUCAAGAUAUUGCUUCAGAGUUUCUACAGAGAGAUGUUCACCUACCAACUCUUUAUCGGAACGGUUCGAUCUGGCUUUUGCGUUAUGACUUUGUCUUUGAGUAUCCCAGGCCUAUCAUGCCCAACAUGGUAUUCAUAGGAGGCAUAAAUUGCGAGGAAGCGAAAUCGCUGACACCGGUAUGUCCACUGAUUAUUACUAUGAAAUCUGAUAUAAGUAAAAUAGAUUUGUGA